Molecule: messenger RNA, 1580 nt
Organism: Chanos chanos (milkfish)
Lineage: Eukaryota; Metazoa; Chordata; Actinopteri; Gonorynchiformes; Chanidae
Gene: igfbp6b
Product: insulin-like growth factor binding protein 6b
Exons: 4
Coding region: 156-761 (201 amino acids)
Biological process (GO): regulation of insulin-like growth factor receptor signaling pathway
Cellular component (GO): extracellular region
Molecular function (GO): insulin-like growth factor II binding; fibronectin binding; insulin-like growth factor I binding
Source: RefSeq, a predicted model, not a curated record
UGCAGGGGGACUUGCGACUGAACAGGCUGAGCACCAAGCAAAGCUGAGGAGCAGGCAAAGAAAACAGAAGAGGGGAAAGAGAAACACACCUCCAGAAAUAGCAUCGACUACAUACGACAGUUGGGAGUGUGGAGAACCUCAGAGCAGGACACAAGAUGUCUUUCCUGUUGAACUUGAUGGCCAUUGUCCUAUUGCUGAUUGCCCAGUGCGGAACCUUGACUCUGGCUAACCGCCUGGUCCCCCACAAGGGCUGUCCCACCUGCAAGGAGACCUUGGGUGCAGGUCGGGCCUCCCGGGACCACGUUGGGGCGGCAAGCACGUCCGUCCUGGCCCUUGGGGAACCCUGUGGAGUGUAUACCCUGAGUUGUGCCAAAGGGCUGCGUUGCGUUCCCCCUCCUCGGGAGCACAGCCCCCUCCAGGCUCUGCUGCAGGGCAGGGGCUCCUGCGCCAAGCACAGCAGGACCAGUCCCACUGAGAGGCCCCACCCCACAGGUCCACACCCAUCACACAGUGGGGAGAUUGACAAGGCUCCGUGCCGUAAGCUGCUCAACUCUGUGCUGCGGGGUCUGGAGCUCACCAUUUUCCAGUCCGAUCGUGACAUCUACAUCCCCAACUGUGACACUCGUGGUUACUACAGGAAAAAGCAGUGUCGAUCCUCCAAGGGGAUGCAGCGUGGCCAUUGCUGGUGUGUAGAUGAGCUCGGCAACACUGUGCCAUCUCGCGCUGGCGAAGACGGCGCUUUACCAUGUGACGGGGAGUGAGGGCUAAGCCGCAGUGACAGAGCUCCCAUUCUGGAGGAGAAGGAGGAGGAGGAGGUGAAGGAGGAAGAGGAGGAGUACAGGGAGAGGGGAUGACUUUGCUUGUGCUCAACACUGCCUGGCCAGGAGACACCAGGGAUAAACCACUUCACAUGGGAAAUGCCCCAUUCACUCACUCACUUACUGACUCAGUCCAGACUCACCAGUCUACCAUCAACCCAAAUGCCCAUCCGCUCCCAUAGCUUUACAGUCAUCUGAAUCAUUCACUGAUGGUAUAAGGACAGAGCCAACAACCAUAUUAACCCCACAACACUGUUUAAGCUGUAGUCUUAAGGAUUUAGGUCCCUGGCCCCAUAGUGGAUUUUUUGUCUUUCUUUUUUUUGUGAUAGCUAACACUGCCUGUGUUUGUGUCUUUCUCAGUGGGCUGUAAUACUGUUAAGCGGGGGGGGGGAUGCGCAACAAUGUUUCCAACCCACCCCCCUACCAUCCCCUCUCCCUCUCUCCAAAACAUACACUGACUAUGUUACACUUCAGAAAUUGAAUAUACCUUUUCAGCUAAUUUAUUCUGGAAUAAAAGUACAUUUCCUUGCAGACUUGCAUACUUUUUGAAUCGUAUCAUGUAAUCAAAUCAUCAAGAUGCUAUCAUAUGUGCACAUGAUCUGGGAUGCAUCGAAUCUUUUUUUUUUCUUCUUUUUUUUUUUUUUUUGCUUUUGUGUGGAGCUGACACUCUGACUGCUAAAACACGUAGUAGAUUGUACAUAAGUGAGGUAUUUGUGGCCGAUGGUGUUUCGAAGUGGCUGAUUCCUGAAUGCUGAUGGCUGU